AUGGGUAAAGAGGUCCUGUUCUACAUCCUGUACUGCGUGCUCGCGCUCCUGCACAAGGCGAUAGGCGGAUCCGUCCUGCACAAAAUUAAUAUGAAAAAAGAAGGCAACUUCUUCGUAAAAAAGUUUUACAAUAAUGAGCUGUCCAAGACGUUUAGCCAGGAUGACUAUCACUUUUUCCGUUUGGUGUUUAUGAAAUUCCUCACAAAGACAAACUUUCUAAAAAGAAACAUGACCCUGGAUGACGUGGUUAGCACGAUGGAGUACAUCGAAUUUGGGAUAAACCAAAAAAGCGACGAUGUGUAUAUGACCCUGUACAAUGAAAUUAAACGCAUAUCUGAAGAGCAGUAUAAAAUGAUCUACGCAAAAAAUGAAGUGGAUGAAGAAAUCGAAAGGGACAUUCAGAGAGAAAUGCUUAAGAGUGUGGAAAAUGGGAGGCAAAGAAAGAACGUGCUGGAGGUGGUUCCUUUCCCAAAUGAGGAAAUAUAUAACUCCAGCGAAAGUUCCAGGAAGGCCCAACUCCUCCUAGACAUACUCUACGUGGCGAUAGUAGCUAGCUACCAAUCGCUAGAUGAAGCGGAAAAAAGAGACAUGCUCAAGUCCGUGUACGAAAAUACCUUAAACCAGUGGAUGAGCCUAAACUUUUUGCGAAAAAUUAUGCGGUACAAAUUGUCCGCGAAUAAGGACGGCAUACUUAUGUACGUGUCGCUGGAGAGGAAUCCCCCCUCGGGCGCAAACGGAAACGAAAGCGAAAACGACAAGGUAAACGCUGGUGGCCGUGCUGGUGGAGAUGGCGCCACCCCCGAGCAGGAAGACCUUUACACCAUUGAGGCCCAACUGAAGCACAUUCUGGGAGAAUUCCUACGUGCCCUAUACCCCGAAAACCUCGGGUACCCAAACUCCGCCUUCAUAAUUGACAAGCACACCCGGGUAUGCUUGGCCGAGCUGCAGGUUGUGGGCUAUCGAACGGGCAGCGAGUACAAGCUAUGGACUUCACACAGGGGUGGCGUGAUCAACAACUUUGGCCUAACCCCACCAGGUAGAUCACCCACCCACAGUGACCGACACGAUGACGAUGACGAAAGCGACCCCAUCGGCACAGCGGAGGACAUCCCAGAAAAUUACUUCCACGCAGAAACAAACAGGAAUAAAAUUGUAGUGCAAAUUUUAAUAUCCAAUAAGGAGGAAGCGCAAAAUAGGAUCGAAGACGACUCAUGCGAUGUCCAACUGACUGUAGAAAAUGUGUAUAACAUUUUAAUAGACCACUUCUUGUACAAUGAAAAAUUGGGACUGUACUACACAAAGCCAACCUUCCUCAUGGCAAAAUACUUAUUCGGUUACGAUAAAAAUGCUCAAAUGAAGGAUGAAGAAAAAAAAUAUGAAGAUAUAUCUUUGCACAUAUUCCUACUAAUAAAGGGGAAGGUAAAAUUUAGCUUCAAACACGUCCAGAAAUUUCUCCUCAAAUAUACAAAAGAAUUUAAUGCCCUUUAUUCUCUGCAUUUCUACGGAGCAUGCAUAAAACAUAAACACACGGACAUUAUAAAAGUGGUGGGUCAAUUUGGUGAAGGCAUAGACAACAACUUAAUCAGCAACGUGAUCAUAAAAAUGAAAUCGGAAGAAACUGUUGCACACAUAAAAUUAUAUUCCAAGAAAAAAAACACACAAAAUUUGGCCUAUGUAUCCACCAAGGAAAUAAUUAAACAGAUAAAUAAAACCACCUCCUUUAACGUUAUAUAUUAUCUUGUCGACAGAACGAAAGAAAUUCCAGCAUCGGUUAACUGUACCAUUUGCAGGCAUUUUAAAUACCACUAUGUUGUUCUCUUCAUAGCAGCUAUCGUCCCAUCGUUGAUCAUUUUUUUUUUUUUCUUUUUUUUUAUGUACUGUAAAAUAAAGAAAUUUCGCGACAACAAAAAUACCUGCUCCAGUCGCCUUUCCCCAAUAUGCCCCAGUUUCUUUUACGUCAGGACGGCUUCCCAUCGGUAUAGGCGGCUCACCAAGAGAUAUCGAAGAGACAUACUUGCGAAGGGGCCACAGCUCAAGUCGGUUUUGAAAAACGGCUUUAAGGGAGGCAUUCGCCCUAGACGUCAGCACUCCCUCACCCACCGGGUCAGCAUACAUGCGUGA
Plasmodium coatneyi is the source of this 2121-nucleotide messenger RNA. RefSeq lists its product as uncharacterized. The transcript has a single exon. The record is from RefSeq and is a predicted model, not a curated record. The coding region runs from base 1 to 2121 and encodes 706 amino acids. Lineage: Eukaryota; Apicomplexa; Aconoidasida; Haemosporida; Plasmodiidae.